Molecule: messenger RNA, 1080 nt
Organism: Aspergillus melleus
Lineage: Eukaryota; Fungi; Ascomycota; Eurotiomycetes; Eurotiales; Aspergillaceae
Exons: 2
Coding region: 202-771 (189 amino acids)
Source: RefSeq, a predicted model, not a curated record
CCAGCCCAGCCCCGGCGGAGAAGGCUCCCUCUCCCUCUCCUCUCAUGUUUUCGCUACAAGUCAUUAUUCACACAUCGUCCGCAUUUGAUCCCCCACUAUAUUGAACGAGAGUCUUCCAUUGGUAUAAUUCACAAUAGUCUAUUUUCUCUAUCAUUGCCUUUCAAUCCCCACCCUUUCUCCGCAGCGCACACCAGAACAACCAUGUCUCUCAAGCGCAAGGCUUCGUUCCCGACCAUUGCCUCCCCCAAUGCUGAAUCAUUCACGCUCGAGCAUUUGUCAAUGGGCGAUUCCCCGAAACAUCUCAGCAGUCGCACGCGAAAGCGGUUCAGGAACGAUCGUCCCGAGGACAAAGUUGUAUAUGAGAAUACGCUCCGCUGGCUAUUCACAGCCCAGCAGCAACAAGGCCCCGCAGCCUCCCCCGAGGCAGACGAGAACAUGGAUCUGGCGACGCUCCCCUCGUCGGAGAUCGUCGAUCCGCGCCAACAAACCCUCCACAAGUUCUUUCAGCCCUCUCAGAUGUCGUCGUUCCAGCCUCGCGCGAACCAUCUCCAUGGCCGGCCCCACGCCAACUCCCCAUCCAAUGACAUCCUCCCGCAACGCCCAGACUUCGAUAUGGUUUCGACCGUCACUUCGAUUAGUCGCGACACCAGCAGUCCAUCGUCUCACGGUGCCGGCACCGGAAUGGACAUGGACAUGGAUAUGGAUUCCGGCCGCGACGACUCAGGCCAGGAUAUCAGGAAGUGGAUGGGUGGACACGGAUGGAUGCCGUAGUGGUCACUCCGGCGCUCACUACCUUUACCAUGGUUGAUGCCUGCGAUACUAUAACUUGUUGCGGAUAUAACACCCUGCCAAUCACUGCCGGACAUGGUUGGCAUCAUACCCUAUUUGUGUUCAAGAUUAUACUACUAUUUGCGAUACUGUUGCAUGGCGCUGUUGAUUUGAUAAUAUCUAUAUACGCGAUCUGCUGUGCGGUACUGCGGUUUCUGUUUAGCGUUGUUGAAGGGCUUAUAUUCGUGAGUUAAUAUAGUAUAUAAUCUAGCCAUUUUCAGGUUACAUCCUCAUUAAUUAGAUCGAUUAAGA